Periophthalmus magnuspinnatus is the source of this 2800-nucleotide messenger RNA. RefSeq names its product zinc finger protein 14-like. Gene Ontology annotation, cellular component: nucleus. The record is from RefSeq and is a predicted model, not a curated record. The transcript has 7 exons. Gene Ontology annotation, biological process: regulation of transcription by RNA polymerase II. NCBI's taxonomy places the organism in Eukaryota, Metazoa, Chordata, Actinopteri, Gobiiformes, Gobiidae. Bases 186 to 2702 code for a protein of 838 amino acids. Gene Ontology annotation, molecular function: DNA-binding transcription activator activity, RNA polymerase II-specific; RNA polymerase II cis-regulatory region sequence-specific DNA binding.
GCAAAUGCAACGCCAUACAAACAAACCCGAUACUGUGCAGCCAGUGCUGCAGCCGACUGUAGCGCGUUUCAGGAAGAAGUUGGCGCCUGAAGCUGCGUAUGCAGCUAGCUAAAAUGCUAACCGCGAGUAUGCAAAACAACCUGUUUUAACAAUAUUUCCUCACACGGUUCCUCUGGGUUUCCAAAAUGAAUGAUAUGGAGUUGACCGUGCCCCUGUCCUCCCUGGCGCUUCUGGUGCCUCCGCUGCGCCUGAUGUCUGCGGUGAUGUGGGAGGUGGUGCGGCAGAGGAACACGCAUCACUACGGGAGACUGGAGGAGUUUGUCUCCACUGUGACAGAGGCGGUGCCGGAGCUGAUGAGCGAAAGGGAGGGGAGGCUGCUGUCUCUAGGGCUCAGGGCCAGGACAACUCUUGAACUGCUCCGCUCUGAGCACCCCGAAGACCUUAAGGCUGUUGAGACGCACCUUAACAGGAUCAGAUCGUCUUACAUUGAAGAGACAAAUGACCAUGUGAUUGAUGCACCAGAAGCAAACUUUAUGAAACUAGUCCAAGGGCUUAUUGAAGACACUGAUGGCAGAGAGCACUUCCUCAAGAAUGUGUUUCCUGUGGAGUAUGGCCCUGAUUUCGACACAGCACUUGAAACAUUGGUUUGUGAAUUCUUUACCAGGCUGGAGGAACUGCUGCCAAUACCAGAUUUUAAACAGACCGCUUCAUGGAUCAGUGCUUCCCCCUCUGUCCUUGAGGAGUACAUGCAAUGUGUCUCAAAUGGAGAAGACCUCAAAUUUCUUCUGCAAAGCAAGCAGUGUCAUGGCAAGCUGGUGAAGACUAGUGUUGCUCCUUUUCCGUCAGACGACCUCCUGAUUCCCUCACUCUCUCUGCCUCCAUCACUGGAGGUAGCUAUUGCUUCACACCCAAGUGCUUGUGAUGAUGACAACAAUGAUGUGCCUCAGAUUGUCAUGUUUGAUGAAGAACUUUCCACAAACCCAUCCACAUCGAAUGACUUCCCUGAAUCCCCCAAAAGGUCGGACAUCCCUUUAUCUCCUCGUCACUCUCAGCAACCUGGUUUGCACAAAUGCUCCGAGUGUAAUAAAGGCUUUAAGCACCACUCUGUUCUGAUUGAGCACCAGAGGGUCCACAGCGGUUUGCAGCCAUACAACUGCUCUGAAUGUGGCAGGGCUUUUAGAACUGCUACUCUACUCGCAGGGCACCGACUACGCAAGUGUAAAAAUGCAGCUUAUAUUUGCAUUAAGUGUGGAAAGAGUUUCCCAACGUCACUGGAGAAGUUUAGACACCACUGUCCCAAACAUAGCCGAAGGCAUGACUGCGGACAAUGUGGGAAGAGUUUUCAGAAUUUGAGCACUUUGAAGGAUCAUCUGCUCACUCAUGUUCCGAGCCGCCUCUUCAAGUGUAGCCACUGUGGAGCUGGCUUCUCAGGGAUAGGUGACCUCAAGUAUCACCAACAGGUGGAUCACGACAAGCCUUAUGAAUGUAAGCAAUGUGGCAAAAGCUUCAUCUCUUCCAAGAGUCUUUCUAAACAUGAACAACGUCAUGAAGAAGUGGGUGAAUUAGAUACAGUGACGCUAAUGAGUGGAGGGAAACUCGGCAAACGUUGCUCAACUCAUAGCACAUCAUCAGUGUCUUUUUCUCGAAAAACUGUCAAAGCUGUUUAUCAGCGUGGCCGUGUCACACACAACUGUCCACUGUGUGGCAGGAGCUUCAAAUAUCGCUUUGAGUUUUUGGAGCACCAGAGGUUUCACACUGCGGUGAAGCCAUACAAAUGUUCACAGUGCGGUAAAGCUUUCAGAACUGAGGCACACCUGUCAGGACACAGGAAGAGAAAAUGCAAAAACGCAGCUCAUAUUUGCACUAAAUGUGGUUGCCAGUUCAGGUCUCUACAUGAUCGAGUGAGACACCAGUGUGUGCAGCUGCUCACAAAGUACGAGUGCUCUCACUGUGGAAAGACUUUCAAGAUGGCACAUUUACUGAGGAAUCAUCAGUUGAAUGAGCACCAGCUCCCCUACAGCCCCAAUCACCGAUUCAGGUGUCGUUACUGUGACGAGACCUUCCCUGGGAUCAGCGAGCUCAAGUACCAUCAGAGAGUAGACCAUGAGAAGCCAUAUCAGUGCCAAGAGUGUGGCAAGUGUUUCCUGUCCGAGAAAUGCCUCAACAACCAUGAGCUGCGGCACAGUGACGAGCGCCCAGAGAACUGUGUUGUCUGUGGGCGGGGCUUCAGAAACCGCUAUGACUUAAAACAGCACAUGCGCACACACACAGGGGAGCGGCCGUACCAGUGCUCUCAGUGCUCUCAGUGCUUCUCGACGGCCGGAGGUCUGAGGAGCCACAGCCGUGUGCACAGCGGGGAGAAGCCCCACGCCUGCCCAGACUGUGGGAAGGCUUUCUCUCAAAUGGGGGCAAUGCGUACACACAGACUCACACACACAGGAGAGAGGCCCUUUAAAUGCACUGUGUGUGGAAAAGGCUUCACUAUGGCUCACAAAGUGACAGUUCACAUGCGCGUCCACACGGGGGAGCGCCCCUAUGUCUGUUCUCAGUGUGGAAAGGCCUUCUCAGAUGGGAGUGUCCUGAAACAGCAUAUGCUCAAUCACUCUGGUGUACGGCCAUAUCACUGCCACCUGUGCCCCAAGACCUACACCUGUCUGCACCACCUGAGGAGGCACCUGAAGAGCCACUCCAACAUGGCCUGAGGAAAGACUCAAUGCUAAACUGACUGAAAUAGGAAGGACAUUAGAUAUUUUGUGUGAAUGCUGUUAAUAUUGAUAAAUAUAUUUUUUGGAUUUAAGUU